ACAUCUAAUUUUGAGAAAUUUUCCAAAAGUUGUGAGCUGUCACACUCUGCAGCCAUGUUAAUUUUUUGGGGAUUUUUUGCUUUUUUUGGUGAUGUCACCAUUUUUUGACAAUUACAUAACCUCAAAAAACUACGUUUCUAAAUGGGUAAGCACAAGGAGAAAUCGAAGAAACAUAAGAAAGAUAAAAAACGAAAGCGAGCGCGGGAUUCUAGCUCAAGCCCAUCUUCAGAUGAAUGGGUUGAAAAAGACGAUUAUUCUUCUGAGGAAGAUCGUAAACCUGAAGAAUCCUCAACUUCGUCUAAAAGAGCAGAGUGGAUGUCGUUGCCUUCAAGUUUUUUAACAGAGUCGCAUUUAGACAAGAGACGAAAUAGGGAAGAAAACAAAAGGUUGGAAAGGGAACGUGAGCAAUACAAUCCAAGACUACACGAAAGAGAAUUAAAUCCGUAUUGGAAAGACGGUGGUGACGGUUUACCGAAAUUUAAAAAGCCUUCGGAAGAGAAAAAUUUCUCAUAUAAGUCAACCAACAGACCACAAUCGUCUUCAAAUUGGAAGAAGAAACCAUUAGACCCUCCAAAAGAACGUGAAAGCAAACCGGAACCUCAAAAUCACGUCGAAAUUUUGUCAGAUAAAGAGCUGAACGCUUUGGCGGCUAAACUAGUCAAAGCUGAAAUAAUGGGCAAAAUGGAAUUAGUAAACGAAUUGAAAGCGAAACUUGAAGCUGCAAGACAACGCAAAGAUUCCACAGGACACACUGAAGAGGUUCUCUUGACGCAAACUGAUUCUCAAGGACACACAAGGCCAGUGAGACACCAAGCUGAUUAUAAUGAACCAUCAGGCAGUCAUAAGAGGAAGCGCAAAGUUGAAACUCAUCAAGAGGGACAAAGAGUACGUUAUUUCACCGACGAUGAUAAGUACUCGCUUCAGCAGAUGUUUGAAAACGAGAAAUUUAAUUCAGUGGAAGACCAGAAUAGUGAGUUUAUGAGAAUGGCGAGUAAAGUGCGGAAAAAUGACGAUUUGGAUGAAAUAUUUUCCGAUAAUAUUAGGAAAAAGGAUGGGAGCAAAACUGACAAGAGGAAUCGUGAUAGGGCUAUUAAUGAGCAUCAGCGAGUCGUUCAAAGCAUAGAUAAGUGUAAAUUGUGUCUCCAGUCGGAUUCAAUGGCAAAACAUUUGAUGGUGUCGUUAGGCGAGACGGCUUUCUUGAGUUUGCCCCCUUACGAACCCAUGAAUAAGGGCCAUUGCUUGAUAGUUCCCAUCAGACACGUCACAUGUUCCACGUUACUUGACGAAAACGAGUGGAGUGAUAUUAUGGAUAUUAGAAAAGCUUUAACGCAGAUGUUUAACGCGAGAAAUGAGGACGUUAUAUUUUUCGAGACGGCGAAAAACUUGGAUAAAUAUCCGCAUAUGUACAUUGAGUGUAUUCCCUUGGAAAAGGAAGAGGGUGAUAUGGCUCCUAUCUAUUUUAAAAAAGCCAUAGAUGAGUGCGAGGCCGAAUGGGCUCAAAAUAAAAAGCUUGUCUCGCUGAAAGGUAAAGAUGUGCGCAGGGCGGUUCCUAAAGGCCUUCCGUAUUUCUUCGUUUCAUUUGGAAUGGAAGAAGGUUUCGCCCACGUUAUCGAAGAUCAGAAGAGUUUUCCUAACAAUUUUGCACAAGAAGUGAUUGGCGGAAUGCUCGACCUGCAUCACAGCAAGUGGCGAAAACCUAAAUACCAAUCUUUUGACGAACAAAGCAAACGCGUAGUGGAAUUUUCAAAGGAAUGGAGCGACUUUGAUUUUACAAAAAAAUAGUGACUUAAAAUCUAAUUGAUAAUUAAAAAAUACCAAAAAUUAUACAA
Tribolium madens (black flour beetle) is the source of this 1829-nucleotide messenger RNA. RefSeq names its product CWF19-like protein 2 homolog. Bases 142 to 1782 code for a protein of 546 amino acids. The record is from RefSeq and is a predicted model, not a curated record. Gene Ontology annotation, cellular component: post-mRNA release spliceosomal complex. Gene Ontology annotation, biological process: mRNA splicing, via spliceosome. Lineage: Eukaryota; Metazoa; Arthropoda; Insecta; Coleoptera; Tenebrionidae. The transcript has 2 exons.